UACACGUAGCUUACCUCAAGAACUACAGAAGACAUACGGUAGCGCACAGACCACCAAAAAUACAAGUGGACUGUGUGCAUUGCAAACUGCUAUAUCUUUCCCCCUUUCUAUAUGUACCUCUAAAGGUGUGACAGGGCUGUAGUCAAGCUGGGCUGGCCAGGCAUUGGGAUGUUGGUGAGUUGUCAACGGCCGUGCGGAUCAAUGUUUGUAUCUAGGUCACUCGCACGCGCGAACUGAACCACAGGUAACACACAUAUGGGGUGUCAUGGCGGCUGGCGGAGCAGAAGAAAGACGGGUUUAGAGACAGAGGUUAUGUAUCAGAACGGUUAUAUGUGAAUGACUACACAACAUUCACGAUCAGGUGAUCCCUGAUACCGUGUCACAAGUCAAACUGUAGGACCUGUCCGUCUACCACGUUAAAGUGUGGAGUCCAGACAAUGAUUAUCAACCUGACAACCGGGUUUCUUUUGAAAGCCACAUUGCUAACCCUCAGUGGUAAUGGUACAGGUUUUGGCUUCCUAGAAUACAAAGGCCAGAACUUACAGGUAUCUCAGAGCUCGGCCCUGCUCAAAACCAACCACCUGUACAAGAUCUGUUUAAACUUGGACUUCAGAGGUUAUCCACUGUUCAAGCUGCUGAUUCGAAGCAGCACGACAGAGACAGUAUACCGUGUGGAUCGCUGUAGUCACUCCUGCUACGACCUAUACCUGGAAUGCAAUGUCGAGUUUCCAUAUCGUCUAGAUGAAAGUGGUGACAUCAGACUGUUUUUUGAGGCACAGUGGUCAGCUCUGUGCUUUAACACAGCUUUGACCUUUGAACAGGCUUCAGAGUUCUGUGAGAAAUUCAACUUACCCAGUUAUAGUGUUGAAGUCCUUCGUGGAAGUUUCGGAACGUAUCAAAACUCCUGGAAGAUAGGCGAUAGCUGUUCAAGUAAAAUUUUCAAUAAUUGUACAUCUAUACGGCGACUAACAACAAAUGCGUGCACCGCUGGAACUCUGGCUGCUAUCAAGUGUAAAAUGCCAGCUCCAGAGUUUCGAUUGCUGGACUGGGGUGAAACUCGUCACAGAGGCACAUUAGAGGUGAAAGUUGGCGAAACAUGGAAUCAAGUCUGUUCAAAGGGAUUUACAUUAGAUGAUGCGAGAGUAGCCUGUCGGACCUUGGGAUACCCUAGUUCGGACGCAAAUUAUCACCGCAGAAAAUAUAGUCUUUCCCGGUUUACUCGUUAUUCGGGUCAGUUCAGGUGCACCGGAAGUGAAGCAUCUCUCACAGACUGCCCAGGACUUGAGGAGGACUAUAAAUAUUGCUAUUCUGCAUACGUGACGGAUAUCUCAUGUACUGAAGCACAAGAAGGUAAAUUACGCCUUACUGGGGGAUAUGACGGACUGUCAGGACGACUAGAGGUUUUCCAUAACAACACCUGGGGACCAGUCUGUAACAAUAGCUUUGGGGAACCGGAGAUCAGCACAGCCUGUAACCAGAUCUCCAGUGGACGUGCUAAGAAAGGAAAACAUAUCCGUGGUGUAGGAGUAUUGCCUCAUUUAACCGCCAGUGAUAUCAUGCUGAACGGAUUAGACUGUGCAUGGAUUCAGAGUCGAUUACUGGACUGCCCGCACUAUAUAUGGGGAAUAGACACCUGCCACACCAGCGUAGUCUACUUGUCAUGUACGGAGGAGCGGAACUUGUUUCGCCUUGUGGACGGGGAUGGUUCAUAUGGUCGACUUGAGGUGUAUCAUGACAGUCAGUGGGGAACAAUCUGUAAGAAAACUAUUGGGGAGAACGAGGCAAAGGCUGCUUGUGAAACACUCGGGUUAAGCAAUUUAUUAGCAAGGGUUGGGACAUCUGGUCCGGGUCAAAGAUCGACUCGAAUCUGGCUGGACAAACUGAUUUGUGAAAGCGGCACUAAACAUCUGAAGAACUGUGUGCUUGGGACAUGGGGCGAAGUAGCCUCCGAAUGUUCCAAUGAAAUGGACCUUGUGAUAUAUUGUGAACAACUAGAUAAAAGCAAAUCAGCCUUUUACAUCCAUGGAGACCCAAGCUAUACAAAUGAAAUCGGAAUCGUUGCGUUCAGCUAUUAUAGCACAGACUUCUCUGUGAGAGGAGACGUGUGUAUGGAAGCCCCCUCAGAUGAUAUUGCUGUGGUUGCCUGUAGAACUUUGGGACUCCCAACAAAACAUGCGACCCUGCUUUCGGAAACUGUUUUCCCGCGUAUAAACACUGAGUCAUCUUUGAAUGGUGUCAAAUGCAAUGGCCAGGAAAUGCACUUACUGAACUGCCAGUUUUCGUCCAUGAAGCAAGUAACAUCUUGCAAAGGUCAAAACAAGUUGGUUGUGGCAUGUGGUUUAUCCCUUCUGCCCGACUACACUCUCAGACUGGUGAAUGAAUACUCCACCACAUCCGGCAGAUUACAGGUUCUAAUGCAUGGAGUUUGGGGUUCAGUCUGUGAAAAUGGAUUUGAUUCAAAAUCAGCCGAGGUCGCCUGUCGUAAACUGGGAUUAUCAACAUCAAAACCUAGCGUGGUCUUUACCCAAGAGAGCGACAAGAAAUGGGCGGCGUGGCUGUCGGACGUAUCAUGUGAGGGAUGGGAGGCGGGGCUACAUGAUUGUUCAGUGUCUCUGUCCCCUCGCUCCUGUCCAAAUAAUGGCAAAGCAGUGUCAAUCAAGUGUCCCACCUAUAUUUAUGUCAUUCCAGUCAAGGCUGUUAUAGGUGGCAUAUCAGCAGGUCUCCUAGUCAUUGGCGGAAUUAUAGCUCUUGUGUGUUGUAUCGUUAAGCGACGCCGGAGAUCCCGUCCACCAACUCAGACCACGGACAAUAACUUUUCUUUGGCCAGUCCCUCGAUGGUGCCCAUCGAUCCGUCCGCACCCCCAGAAUACCUGGACGUUGGAAAUACAACAGACCUGCAAAUGACAUCUAGCUCCGAAGCACUACCAUCCGAUUGGAUGAAACCUCCUCCCAGUUAUUCAGAGCUUUUUCCGGAAACGACGGCUUGAAGAGCGAGGUUGUUGGUGGGAGAAGACAGGUGAAAACUAUUACUUAUGGUGAUAAAUAAUAAUGAACAAGCUGUGAUAGCAGAGUCCCUGCCAUCUUCAGUCAUCCAUGUUUGUUAUUUGUUGAUGACACCGUUCAUAAUAAACUGGAAUUUCAAGUUUUUCACAGUUAAGCGCCGAAUGACCACUAUUUGAUCCCAGGUAACCUGUGAAUGACCGCCUUUUCGUCCCAGGUAACCGGUGAAUAACAGCCUUUUGGUCCCAGGUAACCGGUGAAUGGCGGUUGUUUAACACCGUAGAGAGUGUAUAUUUUAAGACUCCGUCUAACACACAAUACGUAGUCAAUAAUUAAGUAUAAUGAAAUGAGUUAAAUUUUUUCAACAAAAUGUAUGGGUGAUUACAGAUAAUUUCAAUGAUGUGAGGGCCAGGAAUUCACAUCAGAGGUGAGAAGAUUAACAGCUUUACCUAUUGUUCGGUUAAAGAAAUCUUUGUCUUGUGCUAAUAUUUCGUAAGUGAUACAGGUGCAUGUAGUCAUACGUGGUAUAUAAUAUGGUCUACAAUAGUUGUGUUUGAGUGUAUUUGUGAAUUGUUUUGGAAUAUAUUCACCUGACCCCGUUGACUGAGGCAAAUAGUAACACCUGCGACAUAUAUAUUGUUUGUAUGUUUUUUCUCGUUCAAAUGGCAAUGUAGCAAUACAAUGACAGUAGCCUUUUUAAUGUGUGUGUG
This is a messenger RNA of Liolophura sinensis, 3710 nucleotides long. Its product is annotated as scavenger receptor cysteine-rich type 1 protein M160-like. The transcript is spliced from 18 exons. Gene Ontology annotation, cellular component: membrane. The record is from RefSeq and is a predicted model, not a curated record. Lineage: Eukaryota; Metazoa; Mollusca; Polyplacophora; Chitonida; Chitonidae. The coding region runs from base 438 to 2987 and encodes 849 amino acids.